UCGGAGGAAGCCGGUUGUUAUUGAAGUUGAGGGAGGGGGGCAGGGAGAACUCGGACGGGCCGGGCCGGGCGGAUACUGCUGUUGGCGGCGGCUAGAAGGCCGCGUGAGUGUGGCUGUCCCACCGGAGGGGGACAGAGACAGGCUGGGCCCCUUCCCCCUGAGGGGGACGCCAUGUCGGGUCCAGGUCAAAAAACCGAGAGCCGUGCCAUCCCCACCCGCCGAGUGAGUGUCAGCGACUCGGGCCAGUUACCGCAUGAUUACAGCACCACCCCCGGGGGCACUCUGUUCAGCACCACACCCGGAGGCACCCGCAUUAUUUAUGACCGUAAGUUUCUCAUGGAAUGCCGCAAUUCUCCAGUUGCCAGGACUCCGCCACGCGAUCUUCCAAAAAUUCGGGGUGUCACAAGCCUAAAUGCAACAGAGAAGGUGAAACCAGCAACAAACCAUGUGAACAAUCACGAGGAGAAGGCAGCUGGUGGAGAUGAUGCCCAAUUUGAGAUGGACAUUUAAGACGCACCACAUGCUUUCCUCCAGAAUGAGGAAAUUUGGCCCUGGAUCCUCUUCAGUAGGGCUUAUUGGUCAGCCCGGGUAUUUCUCUAAGUCACCAGCGCUACUUCAAAGUAAGAAAUAUUCAAGGUGCUCCUACCAUUGACAGAUCUGACUACAGACAAGAACACGUUCUGCAAAUACUUUGAUAAGUAUUGAGUACCACGUGUCAUAUGUGGUAGAACAUCCACUGAUCUUGUUGGCAAUGGCUGUUGCGAAGCUGGGGCAUCUCUCGGGUUCUUGAUCUCUUUAACCUGGUUUGGAAAAUUGUACGCCUUUGGUAAAUCAAGGCUCAAGGUAAACCUUUCCGAGAUGUAAUUUUUGGAAUGAAGAGAGAGAACCAACAAAAUAAAGUGUAAUUCAAUCA
Stegostoma tigrinum is the source of this 913-nucleotide messenger RNA. Its product is annotated as eukaryotic translation initiation factor 4E-binding protein 2-like. Gene Ontology annotation, cellular component: cytoplasm. Gene Ontology annotation, molecular function: eukaryotic initiation factor 4E binding. The transcript is spliced from 3 exons. Lineage: Eukaryota; Metazoa; Chordata; Chondrichthyes; Orectolobiformes; Stegostomatidae. Gene Ontology annotation, biological process: negative regulation of translational initiation. The record is from RefSeq and is a predicted model, not a curated record. Bases 172 to 510 code for a protein of 112 amino acids.